Molecule: messenger RNA, 699 nt
Organism: Parnassius apollo (apollo)
Lineage: Eukaryota; Metazoa; Arthropoda; Insecta; Lepidoptera; Papilionidae
Source: the annotation of a GenBank genome assembly
AUGCAUCGUCUUUUUACUGAGCUGGAGCCAUCUAUUACCGUCACCGAGCAAAACCUGGCAGACCGAGUUCGGUAUAUCUUACGUUCAAAUAUAUUUGAUGGCGCCGAACUCGAACGGCUACGACGUGAGGCUGUUCCCUCAUCAAAUGAAAUUGCUACGACUGAGGAUGCGGUGCCACAAGUUGCAGAACAACGCGCACACGUGGAUGCGCGUUGUUGCGCUAGAAAUAGAGCAAAUGAGGAGUACAUUGGAAGAGGCGAUUGUGGAAACGCGCAGUACGCCUCUCGAAAAUCGACCGCGACUUCCCCGCAUAGCCCUAAGCAAGCGGAAUCGGGCAGUCGUGAGGGCUCUGAAGCCAAUGUUGGUGACCUAUUUGGAAGCCAGCCGGGACCUUUGCGAGACGAACUCAAUUCUUUUUGGCGCCGCGCUGGCAGUCUGCCGUACUAUAGGCGCCAAGGUUUCUCUACUGGUCAAAGUAGCGCUAUCCCAGCAUGGAGAAGAAGAAUUGAGAAACGUAUCGCAAAGGCUAGAGCUCUAAUCGGCAGACUGAUAUGCUUCAGAUCAGGUAAUAACAGGCAAAGAAUUGUGCGCACCGUCAGGAUGGUGUUUGCUGGGACAAAUGUCAGUUUGUCCCAGCCGGAUAUACCGCAAAAACUGACGGAGCACAUAGAUGAUCUGAAGCAGAGAAUCGCUGCUUGA